Molecule: messenger RNA, 1444 nt
Organism: Zea mays
Lineage: Eukaryota; Viridiplantae; Streptophyta; Magnoliopsida; Poales; Poaceae
Product: putative LOB domain-containing family protein
Exons: 1
Coding region: 111-1352 (413 amino acids)
Source: RefSeq, a predicted model, not a curated record
CAGGCCCAGCCCUCCACCGACGCCUCCGACCUCGGUGUGUGGCGCGUGGUAGCACGACGACGAUCGCCAUUGCCGCCGCCUGUGCCAUCGGGCGCGCGCGCGGCGAGACAAUGACCUCCUCCGUAUCCCCAGCCGCGGCCGCCUCCCAGUCCCAACUGCAUAUUACCACCACCGGUACGGGCACCGGGUCCACUGCAAUCAUAUCGCCCUCCUCAAACCAAAGCACCAGCAACGCCAACGCGCGCUCCUCCUCCUCCUCCUCCUCCUCCCCGCAUUCCGCGAGCAGCCCCCCUCGAGCUCGCGGCCCCAGCACCACUGGAGGCACUGGCAGCAGCGGCGGAAGCGGAAGUGGAAGCGGGUGCACGAACCAGGCGUGCGCGGCGUGCAAGUACCAACGGCGCAAGUGCAACACGGACUGCCCACUCGCGCCCUACUUCCCUGCGGACCAGCAGGAGCGCUUCCUCAACGCGCACCGUCUCUUCGGCGUCAGAAAGAUCCUCAAGACGCUGGAGAACAUCAGUCCGGAGCUCUCCGCCGAUGCCAUGGCGACCCUCAUUUUCCAGUCGGACAUGCGCGCACAGGACCCCGUCGGCGGCUGCUACCACCUCAUCCUCAGCCUGGAGCGCCAGCUCCAGAUCGAGACGGCCGAGCUCUCCGCCAUGCUCCAAACACUGGCGCUCUUCGGCCAGGCUACUACUACUACCACGAUGCCACCGGAUCAAGGCGGCGGCGGCACGGCUGGCCUCGACUACACCGCGUCAUCCAACCUCCUCCACAACGCUCAGCAAGAGGUGCUUUACGCACUCUACAAGAACAAACACGAAGAAGCUGACAUCGUACAUUCCGACAACGAGGUCGUCCGCCACCACGGUGGUGGAGGCCACGGCCCCAACAAGGAUGAUCACGGCCGGCAACAGCAUCAGGUCCUUAACUAUUUUUAUUGCAACAACGCAACCGCAAGCGACGAUGUCGACAACAUGCAACAGUUCCAUUUUAACGAUAGCUGUGCCGCCGCCGACAAAGUGGAUCUGACUCCUCCGGCGGGGGCUGACGAAAUGAGACAUCAUCAUCAGCACCUCGACGAGAACUGCCAGAUUGACCACAAGGAUUAUUUCGAGAUUAAAGCAGCGGCCGCACUCGUCGACGACGCGUUUCACAUGCGACAGGAGGUGGUGGACGUGAGCGCCGAGGUUGACAUGGAGGACAUCAAGACGGUGGAUGUGAAUAAUGCCGGCAUUGGCGGCGUCGAUAUCAAGGCGAUGGCCAUGAACGCCAACGUCGUCGAUGUCACACCACAAAUGGCAGCUGAGUCAUCGCACUGCAGACUAGGGCUAGGCUUUUCAUCGUUCUGAAUCUGAUCAAACCUUCCAUUAUUAUUCGCAUGCAUGUACUAAUAAUUUUUUUUCCGGAUAUAAUAGGGAGAUUAGAGGGUUUUUUUGGUCCA